ACGUUUACCCCCCUCUACUAUUGCCCAUCUCUAACUGCAAAACAAGCAAAUUGGGGGACUUAUUUAUUUGUGAAGAAAAAUGGACUUGCAGGUGUUAAUGCAGCAAAUGUACAGCGGUACGGCGGCCAUGCCGAUGAUGAUGCCGCCCCCGCACCUGAAUGGCUACGGAUACGGCAUAGCCCCAGGACAACAGCAGCCUUUUUGUCCGUUUCCCCUCAACGGAAGCAGCGUCGACCAGGUUGUGGACGAACAGGCGGACGAAGACGAGGAGGAAGAUGAGGAGCAGCGGACGCUUUUCUGCGGCAAUCUCGACGAGCGCGUCACAGAGGAGAUCCUUUACGAGGUCUUCCUGCAAGCCGGUCCCAUCGAGUUUGUGCGGAUACCCACGGACAACACGGGGCGGCAAAGAAAUUUUGGGUUUGUUACCUACCAGCGUCUGUGCGCCGUGCCCUUUGCCUUGGACCUCUACCAGGGCUUGGAGUUGUUCAACAAGAAAUUGACCAUCAAGCAGCAGGGAGCCGACAAAGCCAGGCAAUCGCCAUCGUUCAACCAUAGUCGCCUACGCAACCCGUUUAUGCUGGAGUCUCCAUCUCAAGCGUCGCCCCCGCACCACUCCCGGCACAGUUUGCAUGGCGCAAGGCCCUACGACCGGAAUCCGUUUGGGAACAACGGGGACCAGCGGCGACGCAGCGACAGUUCCGUAAUGGAACGCAGCCGGCCGAGGAUGCAGCCACAGCAGCACCACCAGCACAUGCAGGGCGGGAGCAGAAGGUCGGACCAACGACACAACAACAAACGCCGAUUACUUUGAUUUUUGAAAAUGCUUUUAACUAGCCUUUAAAUAUAUCGUAGGAGUACGUUAAGAUCACAAAAGAA
Messenger RNA from Drosophila elegans, 876 nucleotides. Its product is annotated as RNA-binding protein 7. Bases 80 to 811 code for a protein of 243 amino acids. Gene Ontology annotation, cellular component: nucleus. Gene Ontology annotation, biological process: regulation of alternative mRNA splicing, via spliceosome. The transcript has a single exon. The record is from RefSeq and is a predicted model, not a curated record. NCBI's taxonomy places the organism in Eukaryota, Metazoa, Arthropoda, Insecta, Diptera, Drosophilidae. Gene Ontology annotation, molecular function: single-stranded RNA binding.